Messenger RNA from Rattus rattus (black rat), 3841 nucleotides. It is a transcript of the gene Arsb, whose product is annotated as arylsulfatase B. The transcript has 8 exons. Bases 156 to 1742 code for a protein of 528 amino acids. The record is from RefSeq and is a predicted model, not a curated record. NCBI's taxonomy places the organism in Eukaryota, Metazoa, Chordata, Mammalia, Rodentia, Muridae.
UCCCCCGGCCCCUCCGGGAGGCGGAGGCGGUGCACGCCGGCCCUCCCCAGCCCGCGGCCCGCCUAGGUGAAUGUAGUCUUGCAGGGGGUGCCCGGGCGCUCAGUUCCCGAUUCUGCCGGGGGCGCGGGCAGCUCGGGCUCCUCAGGCUGCUAAGGAUGGGCGAGCUGAGCGGAUGCACGGGCGGGAGCCGAGCUGGAGGUCCCGGGCCGCGGCUGCCACUGUUGCUGCUGCUGCUGCUGUGGCCGGCCCGGGCCUCCGACGCCGCCCCGCCGCCCCAUGUGGUCUUCGUGCUGGCGGACGACCUGGGCUGGAACGACUUGGGUUUCCACGGCUCGGUCAUCCGCACGCCGCACCUGGAUGCGCUGGCGGCCGGCGGCGUGGUCCUGGACAACUACUACGUGCAGCCGCUGUGCACGCCCUCGCGGAGCCAGCUGCUCACCGGCCGCUAUCAGAUCCAUAUGGGCUUACAGCAUUACCUCAUCAUGACCUGUCAGCCCAAUUGUGUUCCGCUAGACGAAAAACUCCUGCCCCAGCUUUUAAAGGAAGCAGGCUAUGCUACGCACAUGGUCGGAAAAUGGCACCUGGGAAUGUACCGGAAGGAAUGCCUGCCAACCCGCAGAGGAUUCGAUACGUACUUCGGAUACCUCCUAGGCAGCGAAGACUACUACACCCACGAGGCCUGCGCGCCGAUUGAGUGUCUGAACGGUACCCGCUGUGCGCUUGAUCUCCGAGAUGGGGAAGAACCUGCAAGAGAGUAUACAGAUAUUUACUCAACAAACAUAUUUACCAAAAGGGCUACAACCCUCAUAGCUAACCACCCCCCCGAGAAACCACUGUUCCUCUACCUUGCUUUCCAGUCUGUCCACGAUCCCCUGCAGGUCCCCGAGGAGUACAUGGAGCCAUAUGACUUCAUCCAAGACAAGCACAGACGUAUUUAUGCAGGGAUGGUGUCCCUCCUGGAUGAAGCCGUGGGGAAUGUCACCAAAGCCUUGAAAAGCCGAGGGCUCUGGAACAACACGGUCUUCAUCUUCUCCACAGACAACGGCGGGCAGACUAGGUCUGGAGGCAACAACUGGCCACUUCGAGGAAGGAAAGGGACCCUGUGGGAAGGCGGCAUCCGAGGAGCAGGCUUCGUGGCAAGCCCCUUGCUGAAACAGAAAGGCGUGAAGAACCGGGAGCUCAUGCACAUCACCGAUUGGCUUCCGACGCUGGUGAAUCUGGCUGGGGGAAGCACCCAUGGAACCAAACCUCUGGAUGGCUUCGACGUGUGGGAAACAAUCAGUGAAGGAAGCCCAUCCCCGAGAGUGGAGCUGCUGCUUAACAUCGAUCCAGACUUUUUCGAUGGCUUACCAUGUCCUGGCAAGAACACGACUCCAGAAAAGAACAAUUCUUUUCCUUUAGAACAUUCUGCCUUUAACACAUCUAUCCAUGCUGGGAUCAGAUACAAAAACUGGAAACUCCUCACGGGCUACCCAGGCUGUGGUUACUGGUUCCCGCCACCGUCUCAGUCCAACAUCUCUGAGGUACCUUCAGUGGACUCACCAACCAAGACUCUCUGGCUCUUUGACAUCAAUCGGGACCCUGAAGAAAGACAUGACGUGUCCCGGGAACAUCCCCACAUCGUCCAGAACCUUCUUUCCCGCCUACAGUACUACCAUGAACAUUCUGUGCCUUCUUACUUCCCGCCUCUGGACCCCCGCUGUGAUCCCAAGGGUACCGGUGUAUGGAGCCCCUGGAUGUAGGGCUCAGGGGAGGUGGGGCUGGAGUACAUUUCUGUGCAGGCUAGCCCUCAGGCCCUUACUCUCCCGGCUUCUCCAUCAUCCCCCACCCUGUCACCUGGCCCUCACGCUGUAUAACCCACUGAGGGAGUCCAAUUUCAACCCACAGUACAUUUUUAAAGCCAGUAAAAUCUGGAAGGAUCCUGCUGUUGGCUGGAGUUAGUGUCUGGGGGCCAGGGUGGCUGGGUUCAUCCUGCUUCCUAUGCUGCAGAUGCUGGGAACUUGACAUAGGAAGUUAUCCCUGAGUCCUGGAGGCCAGGGCAGCCGGCUCUUUUUACUUCGCGAGUCGGCUGUUAGAACUCCCUCUGCUAAUAACCACUUUUAUGGGUGAGGCACAUUUCUCGUAACAGAGGCAUGAUCGCUAGUGGUUCUGCUGGCUGUGAGGGCUCCCUGUCUGUGAGAUCUUGUUUGGGCUUUCCACAUCCAGGACCCAUCCGCUCACCCCUCACCCACUCAUCCCCCUGUGGAGCAUAAAACCUUUGCAGCCAGCCAGCAUGGCAGAAUGUCUAUGCCUUGCUUCAGUUUCCAGGGUAACUAAGCAUGUUUUAAUCCCACUGCCCCACCCACUAUUGCUCAGUCUGUCUAGACUUCUGCUACCCAGCUUGUGUGGCUCUGUUCCUGUCACGCCUUCAGACGUCACUGUUCUGUGACAGCGGUCUCUUUCCCCUCUGCUCUACCCAUUCUGAGCUCUGGGAUAGUCCUAAGCCCUGCCCAGAGUAGGUGGACUGGUCAUUCCAUGUCCAUGCUCGCGGGAGUUGUGGAGGUCUGUGGCAUCUGCUAAGGAGGUUUAUCCUCACGUCACGGAAUCCGGCAAGAUGCGCCACGGUCUACGCUGCUUUCUCGAGCAGCGGCGAGAAAGGCCAGGACAACACACGCCUCUCUGCCCUGAGAUAACAAACUGUCUGAGAAAGGAAGUGGCCCGUGUCUGGAACAUUGGCCCCAGUAAAGCAGAGGAGACACUACCAUGUUUCCUUCGCUCUGUUUCACUGCCUUGCCCUGGGGUUCAGGGGUUGAAGAAUGAGGAUACACCAUUCGACCUUCAGGCCUUCCUCAAACCCUCUUACAAAGCCUGUUGUUGUGAGUCCAUCUCAUCAGCAUGGCCGCCUUGUUCACAGUUUAGCACCAGUGUCUGCAACAUAACAGAUGUCCAGUACUUUUUGUAAAUGAAAAAAUGAACAGAGUGAAGAGAAAGAGUCACCAUGAAAUUUACUAGUCCAGUGAGCUGACCGUAGGGGCAGUAUAAACAUCCCCCAGCCCUUACUGUUCUGUCCUCAAGCUGUCCCCUCCCACCUCUCCGCCGGCAGGAGAGCGCUCUGUAUAUCUGGACAGUCGUUGAAUGGCAGGUCCAGGAUGUCCUCUGCAGGUGGACAAAAGAGAAUUCUGCUUCCCGGAAGUCUCCUUUGCUGGUGAUCUCCAUGUCCAUCCUCACUGAGCACUAGAAUUAAAACCACCCAAUAAUGUGAUAUGUGUGGUCACCUUCAGUUCAGUAGCAGUAUUUCCUGGUCAUUAAUAUUCUGCAUUUUAUUAUGGUAAGAUAGUAUAAGAAAAUGGUGGGCUGGCAUAUAGCCAGCCAUGAGACCACUCCUUACGUCAAAGACUGGCAGAGUCUGAGGGACCUGAGUCUGGGUCCUCCUCCUGUCCCCUCCUCCUGUAGCUAUGGUGGCCUUUAGUAUUCUGAGACUGAAGGCUACUACUUCACCUACUUGAUCUUAGUACUCUCAGAACAGCUGUCCUCAGUUCUAGCAGUGAUCGCGGGCUGCGUUUGGAACGUUAACAUACUAAUGGGUUUAAGACUUUCAGAAAGUGAUUUUAAAAAAAAAUGACUGGAAGUUUUGUCUGAUAAAGCAAGUAGAAUGGAAUGUCUCAGACUAUCUCUUUGCAUUUUCAUGUUUCAUACGAAAAGAAAAGAUUGAUAACCUAUCUUUAGAAAUAGUAAUGUUAGUUCUUUCCUAUUUUGUUUAAACCUUGAAGAAGGUUUUAUUUAACUUGUGAACUUGUUCCUUUGUUAUGACAUGAUUGUUCCAGAUUUGAGGGACAAAAUAAAAUUAACCUUUCUGAAACUA